Messenger RNA from Hevea brasiliensis (rubber tree), 1203 nucleotides. Its product is annotated as cyclin-dependent kinase inhibitor 6. Gene Ontology annotation, biological process: negative regulation of cyclin-dependent protein serine/threonine kinase activity. Gene Ontology annotation, cellular component: nucleus. Gene Ontology annotation, molecular function: cyclin-dependent protein serine/threonine kinase inhibitor activity. The coding region runs from base 165 to 809 and encodes 214 amino acids. Lineage: Eukaryota; Viridiplantae; Streptophyta; Magnoliopsida; Malpighiales; Euphorbiaceae. The record is from RefSeq and is a predicted model, not a curated record. The transcript is spliced from 4 exons.
GUCCUUUAGCCCCUCCUCUUUUCGUACGAAGUCCACCCAAAACCAAAUCCUCACCAUUAAAACUCACUCUCCUCAUCAUCAUAGUAAUCAUCAUCAUCAUCGCACAUACAAGACAAGGAGAAAGAGAGAGAAGGUGAAGAGGAAUUGCAGAGAUCAUUUCUAUUAUGGAAAUGGCCCAAGUUGGGGUGCGAACCAGAGCUCGUGCAUUGGCCUUGGCGGCGGCGGCUGCUGCUACCACUACUGGCACUGCAAGGAAAAGGAAAGUGAAUAAUCGAGAACUGAUGAUGUCCACAUCAUAUAUUGGACCAAGGAGUACCUCCAGAAGACGAGUCUUAAUUACGCCUGAGAAUUCAGUUUCAGUUUCACCGGAAAUAAAUACCGAUCAACGGACUGUAAUUCGGGACAGAUGCUCCAGCCCUAGCUCAGAUCACGCCUCAGCUUCUUGUUGCUCGAGUUAUGGAUCAAGUGGUCAGAGAAAUAAUAAUAAAUUCGCAGAUCUGGAGGCGGAGAGCGUUGAAGUUGAAACGUCAGUGUAUUAUAGCUGUAGAGAAAGGAAAGAAACCACGCCGUCAAGCCAACUUCAACCAGCAUCAUCAGGCGAACUGGAUUCGACGGAGAGACCAUCAUCGGAGGCGAAUUCUCGCCGUAGAUCAACGGGUGAGAAGAUGCCGACGGAGUUUGAGCUCGAUGAAUUCUUCGCAGUAGCCGAGAAGAAUCUCAAAAAACAAUUUGCAGACAAGUAUAACUACGAUAUCGUCAAGGACGAGCCAUUGGAAGGACGGUACGAGUGGUUGCGAUUAAAGCCGUAAAGGAAACAAAAACCAAAAACCGAAAAAAAAAAAAAAAAACAAGGGAAAGAAACAAUUAGUGGUUCCUCAUCUCUGAUAAAUUUAUCAUCACUUUAGUUACUGCGACUCCUAAUUUAAUUUUCUAGCAAGCUAGCUGGCUCUUUCUCUAGGUUUAUUCUUCUUCUUCUAUUGUUUCUCUCUCUCUUUGUGGUUUAAUGUACAGCUCUCUCUCUCUCUCUCUCUCUCUCUGUGUUAGAAUUAUUAGAAGCUGAGGCUGCUGUUUGUUCUUUUGUACUAGUUUAUACGGAGAAUGCUUCUUCUGCAACGAAGAUAAAAUUUGCAGAAAUUGUAAAAUCCACUUAGUGAAGAGCAAACAGUUGAAUAACGAAAUUUACCUUUUUCGAUUCUUAUUUCA